Messenger RNA from Funneliformis caledonium, 1545 nucleotides. The record is from the annotation of a GenBank genome assembly. NCBI's taxonomy places the organism in Eukaryota, Fungi, Glomeromycota, Glomeromycetes, Glomerales, Glomeraceae.
AUGAACGAAAAACAGAGGUCUCCACAAAUCAAUCCGCUACUUCUACGCAUUAGAACUUCGAUAGCAUCAUUACGUUCAACCUCUUACGCAACAAAUUACAAUUUAUUACCACUUUCCACCCUUUCUCCUAGUAGUAUAUCACCAUUGCCACCGACAACCUUUCGUCAUGGAAGAGGUUCAAGAACAAUAUUAUUCCUUCCUAACUUUGUGAGAAGGAAAUGGGGAUAUAUCAGUUUUAUCUUGUUAGUUUUGUUCAUAGUGAUAAUUCGAUUACAAUUUGUAAAGCGUCAUAUUCCAUUUGAAGAAACGCCAGCUGUUACCGGACAUUCACAGCGACAACAAGCAAGGCCACCACCAACGACAUCUUCCACAUUCACAGAUAAUUAUCCAAAACAAUUAGCAAUUUUAAUCAUACCUUCAUCAACCACCUCAAUAGAUACAUUUAGUAAAAGUAUCAUAGAUACAUGGGGUAAAAUAGCCAAACAAAAUAAAUCAUUAAGUGUAGAUUUAUGGUUCGUUACUUCAGAAGACACGUUAAGGAAAUUUGGUUGGCCAAAUAUACCAUACGAUGAUGGGAAGACUAGUAGAGGAGUUGAAGACGAUGAUGUAAUAGAGGGGGUCAGGAUGAGCGGUAAUGAAAAGGAAACGGAAAUCGAAUUAAAAAACUUGUUGAGAGAAAUGGUGCAAGAAAACAUGCAGUUUGAAGAACCAACCGAAUUAAACGAUGAACAAGAGGAAUUUCAAAAAUUAACAAAGGCACUUCAUUAUUUAUACGAAAAUCAUUUAGAUCAUUAUAAUUAUGUGUUAAAAAUUACGGACAAGUCAUUCGUUAGAUUACCAAAAUUACUUGAAUCUUUAUCAACAUUAAAUCAUACUGAGAACAUUUUUUCAACCAUGAAACAACCUAAAUUAAUAGGAAGACCAAUUUUAAAUCAUGAGAAUACAAAAACUUUUUGUUCGAAAGGAUCAGGACUCGAAGAGAAUCAUGAUUUACGAGAGGAUUUAGCUAUAGAACGAUGUUUUAUGCGAUACGUUCCCAUGUUUAACGGGUGUGAAACAUUUUUUGAUAAUGAUUUGGGUCAGUUGCCCGGACAUGAAUUCUUAUAUUUAAAUCCUGAUGAUGUAAUUAAUUGGGAAAAGUAUAAAGAACCUUUAGAGGUGUUUAAUGACGAAUAUAUGAAUCGGUGGAGAUUUGCUGAUGCUAUCGUUAUUGGUGAAGUUAAAGAUCCUUCAAAUAUGAUAGCAUUAGAAGAAUGGUAUGGUAAAGGUGGUAAAUUUGAUGAGAUGGUUGAGGAAAUGGGUGGUGUGAUACCGGACCCGGAACCUAUACUUACACAAGAGGUGGAUCGUGUCGGGGAUAAUCAUAAGAGUAAUGACGUGAAUAAAGAGGGUGUGCAGAAUCAGGGACCUGAAGAACAAGUUGAAAAGGUGGAUGAUGUAGAAGAAAUUAUGACAAUAAUGACCGCAGCGCCAACGGAGACAUUAUCAAAUGAAAAUGUUACUUAUGAAACAACAUCUGAGCAAUCCUCGACCACCAUUAGUUAA